UCAGCACCUGUCUUACGCGCCUAAUUUUGCAGUUUUUUGCUUAGUACUACUGCUUCACCACUGAUCUGUAAUGGCUGUUCUCACUCACUUUCACCGCGCGUCUCAAUGUGGGAACAUAUUUAGGCGCCUAAUCGUUGCAGUAACUUCGCGUCCUCAUCUCGCAAGUCCCUUCUCACACAAUCCAACACUCUACAGGCCUUCUUACACACUACUCAGUUUCUACACAGCCGAUCUACAAAAUUGUCUCCACUAUGUCCUACCGCCGUGGGAACGCUGUCGAUGACAAUGAGAGUUGGAACAGUAACGAUAGUGACAUCGAGCUCCUCAACUACUCAGAGGAUGAGUCCGACUAUGAGAUUCUCACAAACGCCACCCGAGCUCAUACGGCCUCUAAAAAUCGACAAAGAACGACACAGAAGCUUGCAUCUUACGGUGAUAUCUCUCUCCCGGAUAUCACGAUACAGAGGUUCAAGAUGGCCAAGGGCAUCAUCGUUAGACCUGGUGACACGGUAGAGCUCAGGGACCAUUCAGAACAAGAACUAGAAGCUAUGCACAGCGGCGACUUCCUCCGCAUCAAGACCAUCAUUAUGAACAUGCAGACAGAUGAAGUCCGACUGAGAGGCUAUCGACUGCGGCGCACUAAAUACCUAGGCCAGAUUUUUGACUGGAAACUCAACGAACUUGGAAUGGUGCUACGCGUCGAUGAAGAUGAUAGCCGUUCGCCUCUUGUCGCCGGCAUGGAAGAUGUGAAGAUUGAAGAGGUGGUCCGUUUACGCGAGUGCACACUCACGAACAAGCCUUACCCGUUUAUGAGCUUCCGAACAGACGGCAAUACUGCGUACCCAAGUGGUAUGAGUGAUGACGAAAUUAAGCGGCAGAUCUUCCACGAGAGUCGGCUGACAUGUCGUGUCGUUAACGUACUCUACAUCAGCAGAGGCAGAAACAAGCCUUAUGGUGGCAUCGUGCGUCAUCUACACACCCAUGAGGCCGACAAGUCGGAAGACUGCAUCCCAGAUCCUGGCUACUCGCGAGAGACACCUAUCUCUGUAGAAGAUGACGACUGCGUUCUUGUUAGCAAAGAUUCAUCUGUACGGAAGCGACGUACUCGUGACGACUCUCCCGACUUUGAAAUCCUCGAAGAUAAGCCCCCAAAGCGUAAGAUUGCAAAUCUGCUAAAGCAGGGUCGGCUAACAUUUGGGGACGUGUUCUGCGGAGCUGGAGGUGCGUCCCAAGGCGCUGCCCAGGCGGGCUAUUAUGUCCAGUGGGGACUUGAUAAUGAUGAACGCGCACUGGAUUCAUACAGCCUUAACCAUCCUGGUGCGUAUUCAUUAAAGAUAAAUGCUCACGACUUUCCGCCAGAGGGUAUUAGCAAAGAAAAUUGGAGGGUUGACGUCCUUCAUCUAUCGCCCCCAUGUUGCUACUGGAGCCCUGCGCAUACCACUGACGGCCCUAACGAUCAAGCCAACUACGAAGCAAUAUACACUGUUGGUCCUAUCCUAAAGAAGGUGAAGCCUCGGGUUGCAACCCUCGAGCAGACAUUUGGCCUCGCCACUCACGAGCAGCACAAGCGCAACUUUCUCAUGCUACUAUAUGACAUCGGUCAGGCCGGAUAUGAUGUCCGCUAUAAAGUCCAGGAUCUAUCGCAACACGGUCUUGUGCAGAAACGGAAACGUCUGCUGAUCAUUGCUGCAAGACGAGGAACACCUUUACCUCCAUUUCCAAAACCCAGCCAUGGCCCUCCAGGAAGUAGCCUCAAGCCUUUCGUGUACAUCGACGAAGCCCUUACGCAUAUCACUCGCCAGGGACCACGCGCUAUGAACGACCCAUACCACCAGCCGAAACUGUACACCAACCCUAGGCCAGCCUACGACCCACACACAUUCCUUAAAGGCUGCAUCACUACUGGUGGUACUACCGCGACUCAUCCGUCCGGCGAACGUGCGUUCACGCCACGCGAACUCUCCCUCUUCCAGAGCUUCCCAUAUGUGUAUGAGUUCACAGGCACUAAGAGCGAUGCUACAAAACAGAUUGGCAAUGCGUUCCCUCCUAUAAUGGCACAGGCUAUGUACCAGAUCAUAGCUAAGACCCUCGACGCCUUUGAUAACGGCCUCAUCGGAGCGGAAGAUGAUCUCUCGGAACUGGACGCUCUGCUGGAACAGAGGGGUGGGAACCAUGCACAACAGCGACGCAUUGAGAAUGCGUUUCCGUCUAUGAACCUUUCUGAUGGAGUACUGAACGGCAUCAAUGACUUCUCUGACAGGAGCAUAGCUUCGGGCAGCAGGAGCAAUAGGCGACGUCGCGAACCUAGCAUUCCAGGUCAAGAUGAUGAGAUCAUCUACGUAUCGAGCGACACUGAAUGAAGGUUUAGGAUCGCUCCUGGACGAAAAGGAAAACGUCACUAUGUCAUUUCACACUCACGUUGUGAGAACCUGUUCAUGUACGACCUACCGGAAGGAGCGGGCUUAUGUUUUGCUUUAGCUAGUCACGUAACAAAGCCAAGACAGACAGAAAAUACAAAAUCCGUCACUUCUUGCCUCAGGUCUGUGCGUGGCAAUAUAUGUUACCUAACAUGUUUCUCUUCUGGGUCUGCUAUCUGUUACGGAUGUAAAAAUGCUCUGUCACAAUCACUCCUCUCAUUGCUUAUAUGGCGACAUAAUACACUAGAAAACGAACGUUCGGUAGAAACCAAGUGUUAUGUCCAGAGAAGGUCUUCGCGUCGGAUUUAAGCGCAUAGGUAUAUACACUUACUCAAAAAACUCAUCAUUGCAUCACUCUACAGCGGGCCAACGUUCGCCA
Messenger RNA from Alternaria alternata, 2796 nucleotides. RefSeq names its product S-adenosyl-L-methionine-dependent methyltransferase. Gene Ontology annotation, cellular component: nucleus. The record is from RefSeq and is a predicted model, not a curated record. Gene Ontology annotation, molecular function: methyltransferase activity. The transcript is spliced from 2 exons. Lineage: Eukaryota; Fungi; Ascomycota; Dothideomycetes; Pleosporales; Pleosporaceae. The coding region runs from base 252 to 2360 and encodes 702 amino acids.